AUGAAUAAUUACAACUCUGAAGACAAGAAUCAUGAACAACAGGAAGAUGCUAUGUCAGAAGAAGAAAGAUAAUUUGCUGAAGAAUUAGAUUAGAAAAUUUAGAAUGCAUAACAAAAAUUGGAUUAGUUAGGAUUAAUAUAGAGCAGAUUAAGUUGGUUGUAAGAUACAAUAAAGCAGAGACAAGAAGAGAAUCCAUUGACAGAUGAGGAAAAGAAAGAGAAAUUUUAAUAAUUGGCAGAUAAAGCAAUCGAUAUACCUAGAAUGUUGAUAUAAUUUUAGUGA
Molecule: messenger RNA, 282 nt
Organism: Paramecium tetraurelia
Lineage: Eukaryota; Ciliophora; Oligohymenophorea; Peniculida; Parameciidae
Exons: 1
Source: RefSeq, a predicted model, not a curated record